Messenger RNA from Oncorhynchus kisutch (coho salmon), 2120 nucleotides. Its product is annotated as NADH-cytochrome b5 reductase 2. NCBI's taxonomy places the organism in Eukaryota, Metazoa, Chordata, Actinopteri, Salmoniformes, Salmonidae. The record is from RefSeq and is a predicted model, not a curated record. Gene Ontology annotation, cellular component: mitochondrion. Gene Ontology annotation, molecular function: FAD binding; oxidoreductase activity. The coding region runs from base 516 to 1424 and encodes 302 amino acids. The transcript has 9 exons.
ACACACACACACACACACACACACACACACACACACACACACACACACACACACACACACACACACACACACACACACACACACACACACACACACACACACACACACACACACACACACACACACACACACACACACACACACACACACACACACACACACACACACACACACACACACACACACACACACACACACUUUCUAAACCAGUGUCCAAACCCCUGAGUGAUCUGAGAGUGGCGUGAUUUUGGACCAUUCACCUCUACAUGUAUGGAUUACUCAGCUGUGUAUCGUCAUGGCUUUGUCAUAGUGAUUUCUUCUCUCCUAUUGGUCCGUCAGCCCUCUAUUACCUUUCCUCCAGCUGGCUCCCCCCUCCCCUAGGUGUCCUUGGUGCAAAGGUCUGACUCCAGGGCCAGAGCCUAGCUCAGCCCAAACUCACUGCCUGGAUCCUGAUCACACUGACCACACUGCAGAGGCAGACAGAGAGCAACACACCUGACACGCACUUACCCGUCAUGGAGAGUCUGACAGUACCUGUUGUGGUUGGAACUUCUGUGGUGGUCCUCUCUGGGCUCUACUUCCUCCUCCGAGGUGAUAAGAAGAAGAAGCCACUUCCACAGACACUACAAGAUUCUACAGUUAAAUAUCCACUGCCCCUCAUAGAGAAAGAGGAUAUAAGCCAUGAUACAAAGCGCUUUCGCUUUGGCCUUCCCUCUCCCACACAUGUCCUUGGACUGCCAGUAGGACAGCAUGUGUACCUGUCAGCUAAGGUGAAUGGGAGCCUGGUCAUCCGGGCCUACACUCCUGUCUCCAGUGAUGAGGACCAGGGCUUUGUGGACCUGGUGGUCAAGGUGUACUACAAAAACACUCAUCCUAACUAUCCUGACGGAGGAAAGAUGUCCCAGUACCUGGACGCCAUGAGCAUUGGGGACAAAAUAGAUUUCAGAGGACCCAAUGGACUCCUUGUAUACACAGGAAAUGGCAAAUUUGCCAUUCGACCUGAUAAGAAGUCUGAGGCCAAGGUCCGCAAGUUUAAACAUGUCGGAAUGAUCGCUGGUGGAACAGGGAUCACCCCCAUGCUGCAGCUGAUUCGCAGUAUUACAGGAGACCCUGCAGACAACACCAAGUGCUCGCUCAUAUUUGCUAACCAGACUGACAAGGAUAUCCUACUGCGGGAUGAACUAGAGGAGGUGCUGAAGAGUCACUCUGACCAACUCAACCUGUCCUACACUCUGGACAAGCCUCCACAGGACUGGAAGUACAGCUCAGGAUUUGUGAACGCUAAUAUGAUGAAAGAGCACCUUCCCCCGGCAUCCAAUGAUGUGCUUAUUGUCAUGUGUGGCCCACCCCCCAUGAUCCAGCAUGCAUGCCUCCCCAACCUUUCCACUCUGGGCUACAAGACAGAGAACACAUUCACAUACUAGUAACUCCCAGGCCCUGCCAACUAGGCAUAGAACCCCAUAUAUACAUUAAACUGCACCAGGACAUUUGAGACCAUUUGUUAUAUUGACUUAUCUGUGUAGAAUAUCAUGUAAAAGCCUACACUACAAGACCAAAGGGAUAUUUUCUAGGGGUUUUAAUAAAAGAAAAUGUCAUAUUUGCAUGUUUAACAUUCAAAGAACAGUUUGAACUGUUUUGUGUUAGAAAGACUGUAAUAAGGUUGGUUGGGUUUUGGAAUGUUUGGACUGUUCCAGUAACAAUUCGUCUAGAUAAGUAUUGUCUCUAAAGCUUUUUGACGUGCUAUUUUUAACCCUCCUGCUGUGUUUGGGUUGAAUUGGACCGAUUUACAAGUUUUCUCUCUGAAAAAUGUAGUUCAUUUCAUCUGAUUGUCAUAAGGUUCCAUGACUUUUUCCACACAGGGCAUCUGAACACACAAAAUACAUUUGUAUGAUUUUCAUUACAUUUUGGGUGUUUUAUUUACCGUUUGUACACCUGUAGUGUUCCCGGUCAAAAAUGACCGGUCAUUAGAAAUGACUGGGUGAGAUGACAAUUAGUGUAUAAAAAUGAGUUCAGGCACAUGUCCUUUCAUCAAAUGGACACACUUCCUCUGCACGCCCAAUUUUUCAGUUUUUGAUUUGUUAAAAAAGUUUGAAAUAUCCAAUAAAUGUCGUUCCACUUCA